Messenger RNA from Cuscuta campestris, 1469 nucleotides. The record is from the annotation of a GenBank genome assembly. Lineage: Eukaryota; Viridiplantae; Streptophyta; Magnoliopsida; Solanales; Convolvulaceae.
AGUAUAGUUUGACCGGUCAAGUAAUUUACACCAUCAUUUUUGGCGCCAUCCGUGGGACCGUUAAGGUUUCUUCUCCUGAACACAAACCUACCCACCAAAACACCACUCGAAAUGUCUUCCAGCCAACAAAUCAAUGCUACUUCCGCUCAGGUGCAGGCCACCAACGAGGGAGCCAGCGUCCCUGUGGCUGCCACCAUACUGGUCAUUUCAGCCCCGGUGCUGCCUCUGGGCCUGAGCUCUGUCCCGACGGCCAGCGUGAUCAGUCCCUUCGUGACCCCCGUCCCUUCCGCUGGACCGAGGGUAACGUUCCCACCAAGCAUGACUCAGUUCAUGAAUGACCCAUCCAACCUACAAGCCAUCCAGGGCUUUGGCCAGGUCAUGGCCAUGUGCCAACAGAACGGGGGGAUGCCUUUCCUCCCUGGUAUGUUCCCAUUCGCCCUUCUAGGCGCGGGGACCAUGCCCCUACAAGCUCCGAUGGCGGUGACGUCGUUCCAGACGCCGAUGCCGCAGCCAUCACCUUUCCAGCCCCAGCUGGUCAGCACCAUGGCCCCUGUCAACUUGGCCGGUGCACUUAACGCUGUAGGGCCGUCGCGUCCCCCGCAAGCUACGGAUCCGCAGAUCACUCCUGAUGGUCAUUGCGUCUCAAUUGAGAGCGAUGAGGGCGAGUGGGACAUCCCGAGGGCCCACAAGAAGAAGAAAGGAAAAAACAUCCGGCCAGCGACCUCCCGAAACUCCGCCUUCGAAAGGCUGGGGGAUAGGGAGGAAGGCCAGAGGAAGUCAGCCAAGCAAAGGCUGGGGCAGAGCGUUGCCCAUGUCAGCGCAUUCGCCCGGCUAGGCGAGGUGCGGGAGGCCGAGCCUGCCCGCACCCGGCGCUCCCGGUCUAACCGGCANCACGGGGAAACUCCAUUCUCCCUAACCUAUGGGUGUGAAGCAAGGCUGCCCAUCGAAGCUGAAUUCCCCACGUUUCGGGAGUCAAAUUAUCAACCCCAGCAGAAUGAGGAAGAUCACUUGGCCGAACUCAACUUGGUCGAAGAGCGGAGAAUGGCCGCGGAAGUCAAAAUGAGCACAUACCAACAAGUUGUGAAGAAGUACCAUGAUAACAAGGUCGGGCCGCGAUACUUUCAAGUUGAGGAUGAGGUCCUACGAAGAAGAGAAGCAAGUAGACCCAGCGACGGGGGAAAGCUAGCAAAAAACUGGGAAGGCCCAUAUAGGGUUAGAGCCAUCAUUCGCCCGGGGACAUACCGGUUAGAAACUCUUGAAGGGGUACCGGUGGAAAGAACCUGGAAUUCCCAUCAUCUUCGCAAGUUCUACAAAUGAUUGUAAUACUAGGCAAGGCCUACUUUAUUAUCAAUCAAACCGAUGAUGUUCAAUACUCUAUUUGGUGGCAGCAGGAUUGAUAGGUCGAACCUAUCCUAAGAGGGCUUCCUGGGUGGAUCGAAUCCACUUGGCUAAGCCAACUGAGACACAGG